Molecule: messenger RNA, 2925 nt
Organism: Plodia interpunctella (Indianmeal moth)
Lineage: Eukaryota; Metazoa; Arthropoda; Insecta; Lepidoptera; Pyralidae
Product: zinc finger protein 260-like
Exons: 12
Coding region: 131-1726 (531 amino acids)
Biological process (GO): regulation of transcription by RNA polymerase II
Cellular component (GO): nucleus
Molecular function (GO): DNA-binding transcription factor activity, RNA polymerase II-specific; zinc ion binding; RNA polymerase II cis-regulatory region sequence-specific DNA binding
Source: RefSeq, a predicted model, not a curated record
GUUCUGUAUAAAACGGAACGACUAGAAGCGUACUUUUUGUGACGCGUUGGGUUGGCUAAUCAGUUUCCGGUAGAUGAAAUCCAUUGAAUUUUCUGUGUAUUUUGAUGUAAUGUCACAUUUUUAACACAAAAUGGAUUGGCAGUUAACGUGUAGAGUUUGUCUGGAGACUGGGGAUAUGGUAUCCCUUUUCGAUUGGGACGAAAAUAACGAACAACUUAGCGACAAAUACUCUUACUGCUGCGGUGUCGAGGUUUAUAAAGACGACACGUUGCCGAAACUAAUUUGUUUGAAUUGCGUGGAUCGCCUCACUUAUGCCUACAAAUUCAAGCAGCAAUGUUUAUCUUCAAACGAAACUCUCAAGCAAUGUUUGGAGGAAUUCCUCAAGAGUUCGGAGGCAGUUACCACUACCAACUCCUCGAAAGUAACAGAAACAGAAACCAUAACAAUAAAGCAAGAGAAUGGACUACUCCUUCAGUACGAGUUGCCAGUGGAACAUGAGCCUACAGUACAGUGGACGAGGACUCUAAGUAAAACUCCAACAAGUGCUGUGGUGACAAAAGCACCUGGGCCUCGGAAGAGAGGCCGGCCUCGGAAGUACCCUAAUGAGCAGGGUCAGAUUGAUAUCAGUCCGUAUCAGCGUAAGAAACCAAAGUCUCAAGAGAAAGAGCCUCAAGCAUUGACCACAUUGCUGGCCUCAGGCUCCUUGGAUUUGAAGAGUGAGCCACCAGAUGAAGAACCCUUUAAUAAUGAUGGAUUUGAUGACGACCCAGAUUUCAAAGCUGAGGAGUUGGAGGAAGGUGAAUCUGAAAUAGAUGAGGCACCUAAAGUGCAAACGAGAAAACGCGGUAGGCCCCGAAAGAACAACGGAACUCCUCAGAAGAAGAGGGAGAAGGACGAAGGAGACGGAGAUGGAGACAAUGACAUGCUGCUGCAGGAGACUAUCCUCGCUUACUCGGAGCCCAUUCCGGACCAUAUCCUCAAUCCCAAGCCGAAGAAGAAACAGUCUCAUACGAAGAAAUAUGUUUAUGAGAAGUCGCAUACAUGUGAAACAUGUGGUUCCUCAUUCACAUCAAAUGCUUCACUCCAGGCGCACAUACGAAGGCAUUUGGGGAUCAAGCCUUUCGUUUGCAGCAUUUGCGGUUACGCGUGCGUUCUGAGCAUGGAACUGCGGCGGCACAUGAUGCGGCACACGGGUCAACGACCUUACAAGUGUCGCGUGUGCGACCGACGCUUCGGGGACUUCGGCAGCCGACAGAAACAUGAGAGGCUGCACAUGGGCCUGAGGCCGUACCAAUGCUCGAUCUGCGGCAAAGCGUUCAACUAUUCAUACGUGCUCGCCAACCACAUGCUCACGCACACAGGGGAGAAGAAAUACUCAUGCGGUCCAUGCAACAAAAAGUUCACAAAGGCACACCAUCUCAAAUACCACAACAAGGUACACCACAAGGAGCUGUACCUGCAGCAGCAGAUGGAAGCCGAAGCCAAGAAGAUGAGGCAACAGAUCAACGUCAACAGUCUAACCGGAGUCCUCACUGGGCAGAUUGUGGACGGGGCAUUGCAGCUCAUGCAGGCUCCUUCUGAAGACGGCGAAGCGGACGCGCAGAUGCUGGUGGUGGAAGAGGAACACGACACCGAGGAGAAGGAGACUGACCGCGCCGUCGCCGGCAUGCAGGGGGAGGUGUUAGACGCUGAGUUCUCUAUCGACCAAGAUGACCAGUCGCAGUGAUCUAAACUACUGGAAUAAUUGUUAAAAAUCCUUUCAUUGUAAGGGGCUUUUGAAAGUUAAAGUUGUAUGUAUUAUUUAUGUAUAUUUCAUUUGAUAAAGUGCCCUUGAAGGCAGUAAUUUUGUCCAUAUCUCAAAUGUAGACAAGGCAUUGGAAAUAGAGUGAAAUUAAUCCGGAUUAUUUUAAAUUACAUAAUUGAAAAUAUAAAGCCAUAGUCUGUCAAGAAAGUGAAGAAAACGUGUUUUUCACGAACUAUUUUUUUUUUGCCAUGGUAAUACUAAAUAAAACGGUCAAGAUUGGUAAAAACCCAGUGUUGCCAGCCGAUAGGAGACAGCGCCCUCGUUUAAUUUUUUCACUUUGUUGACAGUCUGUAAUUUAUCAAAAUAUGUGUACUCUCUGCUGUUAUACAUAAUUCUUUUCGGGGUGGUCUACUCUUGUGCCUGAUUUAACGAUACUAGUGGCAUGAAAAUCGUUUCGUGAGUUUUAAUUUCAUCAAAAACAUGUGUAGAUAACAAGUUUUAUAAUGCACGCGUUGAUUUCGUUAUUAAAUUUAUGUUAUGUCACCGUAUUUUUCUGGCUAAAUCAAUAGCGAAUAAAAAAAAUAUACAAAAGACGAACUUUCAUAUUGAUAAAAAAAAAUAGGCAUACUUAAAGCUAAAUUCAAUAUAUUCAUUUUUGUCCAUGAUGUUAGUAAUAUGAACUUUAAUUUCACUAGUGUCAGUAAAAACAAAUAAUUUACAAUAUAAAAAUAAUAUUACACAGGUAUCUUAUCGAUCGAGACUUUCAAAAAACUAUUUUUUGUCACUAACGCGCUAUAUUUGACAGAACGAGACAAAACAUAUUCUUUUUUAUGAAUAAGAGAGUAGUCUAUGCCAAUUUAUAAAAUUUAUUCAAGAAGACAAAAAAUACUUGAUAUAUAUUUAUUAUAAAAUAGGUAGACUUGGUUAUUGAUUGUUUUUAAGGUAGAUAGGUUCGAAUUUAGAUCGUUGAAAAACCUUGAUAUAUUUUUUAAUCAAUGUGCGACUUGUAUAAUUAAAUAGUGAGAUGCAUUUUUAAUUGUAAGUUUGGUUUAAUAAUAUUAUCAUAUGUUUUGUUAUCUGUCCAUUCGUUUAUUCACAAAAAUGUGGAUUUUUAGUAGAAUGUCAGUUAAUAUGUUACAAUAACAUAGUAAUGAUUUUACAAUAAAGAUCAUGUAUUUAUA